Messenger RNA from Bacillus rossius redtenbacheri, 12390 nucleotides. RefSeq names its product C-terminal-binding protein (gene CtBP). The record is from RefSeq and is a predicted model, not a curated record. Lineage: Eukaryota; Metazoa; Arthropoda; Insecta; Phasmatodea; Bacillidae. Bases 679 to 1995 code for a protein of 438 amino acids. Gene Ontology annotation, biological process: regulation of transcription by RNA polymerase II. Gene Ontology annotation, molecular function: DNA-binding transcription factor binding; NAD binding; transcription corepressor activity. The transcript has 10 exons. Gene Ontology annotation, cellular component: nucleus.
GUUUUCAUCUCUAUGGUGCAAGUGAGGUAAUAAGUUGAUGCUAGAACUGAAAAUUUUUACCUACUAAACAAAUAAUUCUCUUUUAAAAGUGUUUGUAUAUAUUUUGACAGAAAACAUAGCAUGAUUAAACUACGCUUUGAAGAGAAAGCGUAACUGCUUAUACUUGUAGUUUCUGGAGAGUUGGUUAUCCUGAAAACUGGAUUCUGAUCAGUGAACUCUUGGCGAGUCUCCGCUUGCAAUUCGGACUCCAUUUUAGUUUAGUGGGGAGGAUUUUGUUCUCCCGCGUUUCGCAACGUUUUUUUCAACGUGAACUCCUUUUUAUAUUGUGAGACAACUGUUCGCAAGUUCUUUUGGAUAAGAUUUAAUUCCCGUGUGUGUUUAAAGAAGUUGUUAUUGGUGAAGUGCAUCUGUAUUGUGGUGUGGAAUUUUUUCGGAAGUUUCAUUCGUCACUGAAACCACAAAGCAGCGUGGCUUGCCUUUGUUUCUGUCAAGUUAAGAGGAUUCGGCAACAUGAACUGCCAGUUGUGAUGCCGGCCUACAGCUCGCUGUACUACCUCCUUGGUGGGCUGGCUUGAGCAUCGUGAUGAAGCCGAGAGUCUGCCGGGCCUUGCGACAGGACUGGUGACGUAAAGGACGCUAGCGAUAGUGCUCGUGUACGCUGCUGCGGAGACCGCCCCGAUGGACAAACGGAAGAUGUUGCCGAAACGCCCGCGCAUGGAUCUGCGGGGUCCCAUCGCCAAUGGUCCCAUGCAAACCCGCCCCCUGGUGGCUCUGCUGGACGGCAGAGACUGCUCCAUCGAGAUGCCCAUUCUGAAGGACGUGGCGACGGUCGCCUUCUGCGAUGCGCAGUCCACCUCUGAGAUCCACGAGAAGGUGUUGAACGAGGCAGUGGGAGCUCUGAUGUGGCACACUAUUAUACUCACGAAGGAGGAUCUGGAGAAAUUCAAGACCCUCAGAAUCAUUGUCCGCAUCGGCAGUGGAGUAGAUAACAUAGAUGUGAAGGCGGCGGGUGAGCUGGGCAUCGCGGUGUGCAAUGUCCCGGGCUACGGCGUGGAGGAGGUGGCAGACACCACACUCUGCCUCAUCUUGAACCUCUACCGGCGCACCUACUGGCUGGCCAACAUGGUGCGCGAAGGCAAGAAGUUUACAGGGCCGGAGCAGGUGCGCGAAGCGGCUCAGGGCUGCGCUAGGAUACGCGGCGACACGCUCGGCAUUGUGGGCCUUGGUCGAAUCGGUUCCGCCGUAGCUCUGCGAGCCAAAGCAUUUGGCUUCAACGUCAUCUUCUACGAUCCAUACCUUCCCGACGGAAUUGAGAAGUCGCUGGGUCUCACGAGAGUGUACACACUGCAGGACUUGCUGUUCCAGUCGGAUUGUGUGUCGCUACAUUGCACUCUGAACGAGCACAACCAUCACCUUAUCAAUGAGUUCACCAUCAAGCAGAUGAGGCCAGGGGCGUUCCUGGUGAACACGGCGCGCGGCGGGCUGGUGGACGACGACGCGCUGGCAGCCGCCCUCAAGCAGGGCCGCAUCCGCGCCGCAGCCCUGGACGUGCACGAGAACGAGCCCUACAACGUGUUCCAAGGUCCCCUGAAGGACGCUCCCAACCUGCUGUGCACGCCACACGCAGCCUUCUACUCGGACGCGUCCUGCACGGAACUGCGCGAGAUGGCGGCCAGCGAGAUACGGAGGGCCAUCGUGGGACGCAUCCCCGACUGCCUGCGCAACUGUGUGAACAAGGAGUACUUCCUGGGCUCGUCGGGCUACCCCGAGGGCAUCAACGGGGGCAGCUACUACACGGCGGGCGGGCUGCCGGUGCAGCAAGCACACUCCACCACUCCGCACGACCAGGUGCCCCACUCGGUGGCCGGCACGGGAGGUCCCGCCCCUGCUCAGCCGUCUGCUCCCGUCCCGGGACUCCCCCACAGCCUACCUCUCGGCACUCCCGAUCCAUCUAACCAUCACUCGCAAAAGCCGGAGUCGUCGGAAGUGCACUAGCGCCGAAUUUCCGACUUCAACGAGAUGAUUCGGCCCUGAAGCAGCGUGGGACAAGGAAGCCGAUCCUCGUCUGCUCUCGGCAUUUCUCGGGACGCUCCGCCGCACGACCGAACUGCGUAGAAACUGUGUUUCAUUGUUGAGGUUUGAGGGAGUAAAUAUUUCAAUUUCAAAAUAAAUGUGUUGUGACCAAAGGCUUGCCCCGAUCAAGUUAAAUGCCAACCCAGCAGUGAGUGCAAACAUGUUUCUUGACAUCCAAAUUAUGAUGUACUGUGCUGUGGCUAUGAAAACUGUCUUAACUUUUUUAUCCUUUCGUGAACUGCUACGUGUGUGUAUAUGUGUGUUUGGGAGGGACUUCGUGAUUUAUGGUACUGUCUCACUUAUAUGCUUCUCAAAUUUUAAAUUAGUUUUCUUAACUGGCAUGAAACACACUCCUUGUUUUCUGGUAUUUUUGGAUUUAACAGUCUCGCUGAACCGGUUUCUCUUCAUCACUGAUGAUUAUGUUUUCUUUUCCCAGGAACCAUCAAGUUCUGUUGUGGCAAUACUUUGUUUAUUAGUCUUGCAUUGUAAUAUGAAUAGAGCAAAUAACUUGAGUUUGGACAAGUUAGCAACAUGGUGAUGGAUAGUGAUUUUUCCUAUUGCAUUAUGAUGAGUGCAUAUUGUAGCCAGAGAAAAACUUAAUUAAAUACAGAUAAGUGGAGUGUAAAUAUUCAACCACUCGCCGGUUUGAAGCAGUGCAUUACUUUGUAACUGCUUGUGUGAUGUUAGCCUAGUUCUGGUUUAUCUGAAGACUGCAGUUGCGAUAUACUGAUCAGUUUAUUCUCUGCUGCAAUCAUUUGAACAAGAUGCGCUUUGCUUCCCAGUUGUGGUCUUUUCGAUAUUGGUGAUUUCAGCCUUCGCUGGCAAACUGAAGGAUUAGUGUUUAAACAGAACAAACAUUUACUAAUGUGAUUUUCAAGAUUUUUAUCAUUUUGUGGAAUGCUUUCCAGUGUAUGACUGGAUGUAUAAAGGAAAUGUAAAAACAAUUCAGGUAUCUUUAUGCUUCUCUGUUUCAGUAGAUAACUGUCAUUUAAUUUUAUUACUAAAUUUACUUUCCAUCUUUCUCUUGCAUUUUGGAAUUUAGUUGUCAAUAUUGGAAUGCUGCAACUUGUGUGUAAAAGCAAUUUGCUGGUCCUAACGGACAAGACCAAUACCUUCGUAUAGGUUUGUUGGUCGCAGGGAACCUACGUCUCUUAAUAAAUUACACUUAACAUUUCAGCACAUACAUGUAUUUAUCUGUGUGUUGUAGCUAAAUCUAUUAAGGGUGGAUUUCCAACACUUAAUAAAACUACAACUCACUGUUUUAUAACUUAAAAAUGUUUUCUGGUUUAUGAUUAUGCAAAGAAACGUAGGUUUCAUGUGUUAUUUGGUAAAUUAUUUUAUAUUCAUUUAUAGCUUAAUUUUUAAAUGAGAUUUCUGUGAUAUGAUUUUGCAAACUGAUCAUUGUUCUUGUUUGAUAAUACAUUCUGUACAUGACCAUUCUAAGUAUUUUCACAAUAACAUUUAAAGUAAUUUUACUGUGCAAAAAGUGUAUGUUAUGGAAUGAAAUAUGUAAAUUAACAAAUUAUAUUUUUCUUAACGGAUACUCAGUUACAAAAAUGACCAUGGAAUGUUGUGAACAGACUAUUCUUUCUAAGUGUAUGGUUUUAGCAAUGAUGGCUUUGGUUGUUUCAAUGUGUUGACAGCAAGGGUGUUUUAAUGUGCCAGUGUAGAAACUAACCAACAUAUCGGGAUGCCAGCAUAAUUUUAAUUUGUUGAUCCAUAGUGAGGGUUUUGGACUGCCAACCACGUGGCACACAAGAGGAUGGCUUGUCGAGGAAGCAGGUUGGCAUUAUUGAAACAUCACAAGUAAUGAGUAACUUAUUAACCUCGACUGGAGGAGGACAAAGUGGGUGCAAGAUGAGGUCCAGGAAUCUGGUAGAAAGGUGUUAUUUUUGGUCACCUAACGGGCUAUCAACUAAGAGUAAUUUUACAACUGUUUUGAAUAGAAUUAGUUUUAUGUCAUUCAGUAUCACACUUUUGUGUCUAUCAAAACUAUGUUUUUUUUAUUUUUUGUUUUUUUGUGUGAUACAGUGAGAAGGUGUAAAGGUUGAAUUGUGAUUGUUUUAUGUUGUUUGAUAAGCACGUGUGUGUGUGUGUGUGUGUGUGUGUGCAUGCAUGUGCAUGUAUGUGCAUGUGCAUGUCUGCAAGCAAAAUUUUGAGAGUACUUCAGGUUUUAAAUGGUUAGUUGUAAGAUAAUUUUUUUCUUUUGCUCAUUGGUACGUAUUAGUUGCAGCAUUAGUCAGGUCCCGACACAGAGCUGAGUCGUGCAAUAUGUCUGUGACGUGUAAUACUUGGUUGAUCUCUGCAUUCUGUUUGUAUGUUUCUUUGUGUGUGCAGUAAAUGGCAUUUGCCCGUAACGUGCAUUAGUGUACAUCUUUAUGUAUCUGAAAGUUUUAAUGUUGCUCUGUCUCUGGAAUGUUGCCGAUCUUGCCUCCACUACAUUGCGCCAAAGGUUAUUGUUUGUAAUGAUGUGCUAACAGUUAGUUUAUGCACUUGCUCUUGACUUUGGGACGAAGUCUCUGGACAAGUGCGCCGUGUGCCGACUGCUCCAGUUUGCAUCUGAGCAGAGGCUUCAUUGAACAUUUGUAUAAAAUAUUUCUUCUCAAUUUUUUUUCUAAUUGAAGAAAAAUAUUUGUUGUGUUGUAAUCAUAAAAAAAAUACUCAAAUCAACACACUUGUUUUAACAUCAGAUAUUUAUUUUAUUUUUAAUUAAAUUUUUUGCUUGUAUUUGAAAUUUCAAAUACCUGUGUGAAUAAUUUUGAAAUACUUACUCUUUUAAAAUAAUAAAAAGGAAUUUUCUUUCAAUGUAUUGAAGCUAUUGUGUAACUAUCUACAUUAAGGUUAAGAAUCAUUGUUGUACAUUGAAAAUGUGUUCUGCACAUUUAAAUUAUUACGUGGCUUGUAGCAACUUGCAAUAUUUCAUUUUUACAUGGGCGCAAUGCACCAUAGUACGAGUCCAUUUCAGAUGUUGGGACAGUCUGCGAUGGGGAUAACUCUAAAAAUAACAAAAUUCCUUGAUCUUGCGAGCCCAGGUAAUAAAGUAUGUACUUAUUACGUCUACACACAGUGAAGUAGCAGUAUUAUGAACAAAGCAGUGAUGUGAGUCACAAAAACUAGUAAAGAGAGCUGUAAUUAAAAAUUACUCCACAAAAAAGUUUGAUCAAUUGCAGUAAAUUCCGCUAAAGAAAAUCCCACUUUAGAAAAUUUACUGCGUAACUAGUUUAAAAAAUUAAGCACUGGGCCUAUAAAUACAUACAAUUUUACCCUUUUAGUAAAAUUUCCUUGUUACAAAAUACCAAGCAGAACAACUUCACAGGGAUUUAUUGUAAAUGUUUGGGGGAAUGCCAAGCGCUUGUAAAAUAUCUUAGCUGUCACUUAAUUUGCUCAAUUACCCAAAAGAUGAAUGCAAGAGAGCAUAACUGUUUUUUCUUCAUACAUUCAUGGCUUUGGUCUAUUAGACAACUAUACAAUCAUCGUCCAGCUGUUAAAAGCUCUACCCAUCUGGGCACAUAUGCAGUGUUGCAGAGCUUCAGAAAAAACCGCGCAGUUUAAAUAUUGUUCAAAAUAUCAACAGUGAGUUCUGUUUUUGAAAAACAUUUACGAAUUCACUGAGAGCAGGUUUCAUUUUUAAACUGUAUUUUUAGGAGACUGAAAUUGGCUUAAAGAAUUUUUUUUCUUCCAGAAUAAUUUUUAGACAUGAAACAUCUGCUAAAUAUUCCUGAAAGCACCCAAGGGCCUUGCAUCUUCAUUUCUGUGCCAUAUAAUGUAAUGGUCACAGUUGUGUGCAGAACGAGAAGCCCUACGCUUAGAGGUGACUGCACUAAAAGCACCAGUGAGCAUCACACUUAUCCUGGCUCCCUGAUUAGGCAAGCCCCUUAAGAGAAAAUCUGUUGUUACUUCGUAAGCAUAAAACUAUUCAUUUUGUAUUACAAUUUUUUAAAAAUAUUUUACUAAGAGUUUUUUGAAAAUGUAUGAAAUAUGAAAGUAUUCAAAACUGAAGGGAUUCGCAGGUCAAUCAAGUGACCUGCAUUAUAUCUGAUGGUCCAGAAAAUUCCAUCAGUGUCUGCCAAAAACUUGCAAAACUCUAACUUUGACAUACAGCCAGACAAUUAAAAUUGUAACUUUGAAAAAUAUUGACAGGUAUUACCGGUCAAUUAUUGUUAUCUUAAAAGGUAUGGAAUUUUAAGUUUAAUGAUUUAUUAGUGUUUAGCUUACUUGAUCGUCAAACUAAUACACUAUUAUGGAGACUUUAUUUUUAAAACUUAAGCCUUAUUUUCAAUUUUUACAAUUAAAAUGUAGAAGUAAUAUGAUGGAUGUGCUGAGUGUUUUACGUAAUGGAUAAUUGUGAUUUGAGCCUUAAUUUUUCUUUAGAUUGCUCGUACAAUUUUUCCCGUAAUAUUGUAGUGAAUUAAGUCUAGACUUCUAGUAUUACUGAACUUGAAUUUUAUUCAAACAUUUGCAGACUUGUCCAUCUCUUAUAAUAAAUUAUGUAUAGUAAAAUCUCGCGACUACAGUAGCUGAGAAUGGCAACUGAUUUUGUCAUAACUGCAGCACUCGUAUUUGUGGAAUAAUGAUACAUCUCAAGUUAUAUUCUCACACCUUCUAAAAUUGUUAAAAUUGAAAUUUCAUAUUUUAUCUCACACUGUGCAUUCUUGAGAAAAAUUUUCAAAUUUAGUAGUGAACAAAAUUCAUAAUAGCUUACCUUUUUAAUGUUACUGGCAAAUUGUCAUAGCUUCAUCUUUAUGAAAUAGGAACAGUUUACUUGAAAAACUAUAAAAUCUGUGUCUAAACUGCAUUUCUUGCAUCAUUAGGGACCGCUGCAUAAACAUUUUAGUGGAAAAUCUGCUACUGUGCCAGAUUGGGCUGCUUGUGAUUACUACUGCGAACAUGCAUGGAUGGGCCGAAUAAUGCGUGAUAACACUUUGGCUCGUGAAAAAGGGAGGGGGGGGGGGGAGAGAGAGUCGAGAGCACUCUUCUGCAUAGCCUCUCGUGGUUCAUCUAUUGCUGCAUUGUCGGUUUUGUUCUAACUGCCAGCUUGCAGUCUAAAGAGGUCAAGCAAGUGCAGAUCACUGCUAAUGACGAAAAUGGCACCAGAAAAGCUGUUGUAAACACCCUAUGAAUUCUUUAUAGUAAUGCACUAAACACUUCUAAGUUUAGUCUUGUAAUACAUUGACCAAACCAUUCUUUUAUUAGCCAAAAGUGAGGUUUCACUAUUCAGUGGUACUUCGCUAGUUCGGAAACCUGGGUAAUCUAAACCGAAAUCCGCAAAAAUUGAAAAUUACAAAUCGUCUGAAAUAAGUUAAUAUUAGUGACACUCAGAUGCAAUUUUUUGAAUAAUUAUUAUAUUUUGCUGAUUAUUUCGAGAAUUAUGUUCUUACAGAGGUGUUUAGAUCUAUUUACAUUACAGAAUGUACUACUGCAGCAGUUCCCAAAAGGUGUUUCACAGAGCCCUGGGGUAGGGUCACGGAUGUUCCAUGAGUCAGGAGGAAUGUCAUAUAAAGCAGGCACAAUUAUUGUCAAAUAACUCUCUUUAAAGAGUUGGCGUUCCACCAAAAUAAAAGUGGAUCACAGGGUUCACAAGCCCAAAAAAAAUUGGGAACCGCUGUACUACUGUACUGCACUGUUAUUUGCAUAAUAUUGCUGGUGUAUGGGAUGGUGUAAUGUAAUACUGUACCAGAAUUAAUUUAUGAUUUUCUGCCCUCUUUAGGCUAAUAAAGAUUCAACAGUGAAUUAACACUGGUAAUCCAAAAUUCUGCUGAUCCGAACUGGUAUUGGUCCCAAUUAGUUUUCACUAGAGAGAUUCUGCUUUAUUUGAAACAAUUUUUGAUUAAAACUGAAGCUACCCAUUUAAAUAUUAGGGGGAAAAGCUUUCAAUUUUUGGGUCUCAUAAAUACUGUCCCCUGAAAUCAGGGUUUUAUUUUAGUUUAUUUCUGUCAAAAAUUUGUAGUGGAAUCUAAUAUAGGCAGGUUUGGUGAUACUAUUAAAUGUUGACAUCUGCUGAUUCAGUUCGGCACAUCUCUAGUUGUAAUGAGUUUUCACUGUAUUAGGUAAAUUAAAAUUAAUAGUGUAUGAAAUCAACAUACAGAAUAAUUUCGUCAUAAAACAUUUAAUCAAAGAUAAUUUUUUAUUUUACUUUUGUAGCACUAUUGGUGCUACGUAGUCCAUGGUUGAUUGGUUGCACAGUUGCUGUGCCUGUUAGUAAAGGUUACAGAAUAGGGUGUUGGCAUUGGUCAGAAUCACUAGCUAAGUAGCCUUCUUACUUCCUCGCUAUGUAUCUUCCCUCGCAUGGAGUUCAGAGCACAAGCACUGCCCCUGCUCAGUUUCUUGCCUCCUACUUGAUUUGCUUCAUAGACAUAUUUAUUUUUGAAAAGACCACCCUUACCCUCUUUACAACCCUCAACAACUAAAUUUUGAAAAGAAAAAAAAUCGGUCUGAACUCUCUAUUAAUGUUGUUAAAGUCCUAGUUUCUUCCUCUAGUUCUAUUCUGAAAACUGAACAUGCUCCUUUUUGAACUCCUUAAGGCUGGAAUCUCAGAAAAAUGUUAAAAAUAAUGUUAAUUAUUAUGUUUAUUAUACUUAACCCUUCAUUUUAGCUCCUGCAUCAUUAUUGUUUUAGGAGAUAGGACUUUUUGAAAUAAAGCAAAACCUACCCCAUCUUUCACCCCUUUUAACAAUCAAAUUUAAAAAAAUAAUAAUAUAAUAUAAUAAAAUGCAUUAUGUAACUUGAUAUGCAUGUUCAGUCUAAGUUUUGUACCGCUGAUUCAAGUGGACUCAAAAGUAUCCAUUUUUCUUCUUAAAAGCAUACUUAUCCCUUUUACAUCUCUUAGAGGUGGAAUUUUGCAAAAUUUUACAGAAGUUCAUCAUUAUUUUGGUAUUUUUGUUAUUGAUAACCAAUAUCUUUUCCUAAAGCUUCAUUAGCCUCUGAGAUAUGAUUAACUAUCUAAAAACCAUAUUUACUCCCUUUUCACCCUCUUAGGGGUGGCAUUUUGAAAUUUAAUAGUCUUAGUAUUAAGAUCAUCACAGACCUUGCAGGAAAAAAAAAAUGCUUCAAGAUCUGUCCAUUUUUUUUUAAUCUCGUCUGAACAGACAAAUCUAUAUUAUAUUUCCAAUAAUGCAAAUAGCAGUUUGCUAUUUUUUAUAUAUAUAGAUUCCGUGCAGUGUUUAUACAUUUCAUCCCAAGCAAGUUCGUUGUUAAAUAUAUUUGCAUUUCAGUUUUGAUUAUCUCAAGCAUGUAGACUUAUUUUAUAUUGCCAAGCAUUUGUGAGGUUGUUUUUUUUAUAAUUUUAAAUUGUUAUAUUUUCUGUGUUAGGGAUAUUGAUAAUAAAUCUAAAUAUUAUAGAAGCAUAUUACCUAACACAAAAUUUUUCAAGUGCCACGAGUCUGACUUCUAAGUUUAGUCAUGCCAAAGUUGCCAUUUUAUAUUUUACUACAAUUCUCACAAUUGUUACCUAACUAUAUAUAAAUAUCACAUACAACAGAAAUGUGUUAUGUUUUACUGUACCGUAGUUGUGAGUGUAAGUACCAUAAUUCAAUUUUUGCACAACAAUUUCGGUGUGCAGUUUUACUUUUUUUCUUUGUGAAUAUUAGAAAGUUUGAGAAAUUGAUGUAAAUUAUUUUUUCUUAUCAUUCUUAGUUUUACCUUUAUAUGUUAGUCAAUAACAAUCACAAAUUCUAAUAAAGUUUAAUUAGUGUUUGUGAGAGGAUACAUUUUUUGUAUUUAAUUUUUGUUAUUUUCUUAAUACUAUUCUUAUCUUUAGAGAGACGGGGUAGUGUCUGUGUCAGCAGUUGAUGUAAUUGAGCAGAUAUGAAGAACUCGCAAUCUAAUAAUUUUUUUACGUAAAAAUGAGAAGCCAGAUAUUGUAACAAACAAAAAAAAUUAUUAAAACUAUUUGUUUAAAUUAAUAUUGCUUUCCUUUUUUUGUACAGUGUAGGAUUAAUGUUUCCAUAUUAUAGAAUACACCCGCCCCUUGAGUAAAGCCCACCGCACACGGUACAAUAUUUUCUACUAGUUUGCUUACUGGUUUCUGUACUGUGUAGGCUACAAGCUGAAACACUAGGUGUGCUACAAGUUUCUGCUGCACACGAUUCUAGCUGCCUUACUAGUUUUGUUAAGAGAAUAUUCUCCACAACAAAUUUUGAUGAUGAUAAUUCACAUUAUUUACUGCAUACAAACGAGGCUCUUCUUUGUAUGCAUUUAUUAAAACGAGGAGUUGGUACUAUUCCACUUAUUUCCAUCCAUGUUUAUCACGACAUGCGCACUUAAAAGUGUAAACAACCCCUCGUGCUGUUUUCGUGAGUUCUGAUUGGCCACUCCUUAAAUAUUGUAACACAGCAAGCAACGAAAAUAGGACGCAGUCUAUUACGCAAAACCAGUAGCCCAGCUAGUACAGCUACUAGUAUCCAAUUUGAAUUUGAGUGAAGAAACAAGUAGUAGAGCCAGUACGACUCCUAGCAUACAAUAUUGUAAGGAAUAUUGUACCGUGUGCGGCGGGUUUAACACUGUUCAAUUAGUGAAAUUUUGAAGUAACGACACCAAUAAAUUAGAAACAAUUUGAAGUUGCGCUGUUUUAUUUUACGUGAAUUUUUUAUUUCUGUGCACACACAAUGGCAAUGACAUUUGUGUAGCAUUAAAUGGAAUGCAGUGAGUUAAUAAUGUGAAGAAUGAACAAACAAUAUUUUGCUCUUUUGUUAGUAGCUGUUCGAUUCCCAGCCGACGUUUAUUUUACACCAUCCCGCAUGUCAGCAGCGGCUCUGGAGAAUAAAGCCAAAAGCUUUCAUGGCUAAUUUACCUCAUGCCUACUAGGAUGCACUAGUGGCAAAUCAUGGCAGACCAGCAUUUAGUAAACAACAUAUUGGGGAGUUAUGUUAAAAGGUGAAAUAAUUUUUCUAAUAUAAAAUUUUAAUUAUGUACUCUUUUGAUUCUUAUUAGAACUCAAAUUGAUUUCUCAUUUUAAUAACAUUAUUUUUUUGUACCUCAUAAGUGUUGUUAGCACCUAUUCAGGGGAUGCUUUGUCCAAGUCCUAUUAUGUAAACAAUGUGGUAUGUGCAUUUUUAAAAAUUAAUUUUGGGUAGUUUAUUCUCAAAAUAUUAUUAAAAAUGUAUUUAAAUGUACUUCAAAUUUAUUAACAUGUAUAUUUGUGCUGUAAAUUAAUUUUAAUGGCAACAGUGUCUUGAUAAAAAUGGUAGAUGUUUCUACUCAAAAUAAAGUUUCAUAUAAACUGAAACUAAGUUAUCCAAAAUCAUUAACAUUUCUAAGGUCUAGCCUCUGUGCUACUUCACAUUUUAAAGGUAGAGAUGGAGUAUGUAUUGCAAAUUUUUUUAUCUUUGCGAUCACAUUUUAAUGUUUAGUAUUGCAAUAGUUAAUCACAGGAUGUAAUAUUUUGUAAAAAAAAAAAAAAAAAACUGUUUGUGUUGCCACUUGACACAGCCUCACUGUUGAAAAGUUACUGAAAAAUUAUUUUGUGUAUUAUUUAUGUAAUACAGAAGCUAUGAAUGUUAAACAUGAAUGAAUUUUGACAGAGUCCGAGUUAAGUUAUCUAUGCACAUCUCGCACUGACUUGUUACUGUUGUAAAGAACUAGUCAAUUGAUGUGAACAGUGACAUGCAUUUGUUUACUUGUGAACGGUUCUCCAGUGUGAAGUGCUAUGUAGUUAUGUAGUGGGAGGAAGCGACUGGAGGCAGGUGUGUGUGUGGAGGCAGGAGCCGGCAGUUCUCGGGUAAUGGCGGCCGUGCCGACCAUUACCCUAAAUAAGUAAAAAUGUUCUAACUUCACGGUGGUUUAACUUUUAUAUUUAGGUUAGCAAAUGAGUUGUUUGUCAUUUGUGUGUGCUCGUCAUGCACCUGCUAUAGAUAUAUUUUUUCCUCUUGCGGCAUUCACGUUUGAUUUGUCUGUUAAGUAGAUUAAAUUGUGUUUUUAUGUGCUUAAGAUGAAUUGUGUGCAAAUUAUAUAAUUAGAUUUUUUUAUGAAAAAUUUUUGUGACAAGUGCGGUGAGUAUCUGAUGAAGAGCGUUGCAAAACUACACACAUCAAAGUGGCAGUUUUAAAUGGAAGUGGAUGGAGCGAGUAUUUGUAAACAAAACUUUUGUAAGUUGCAGGAGCCACGUACCUACUUGUAGACCUGCCAAAAGACACGUUCUGUCUGUAACUUCGUUGGAGUUUUUGUAGAUUCAGUAACGUAAACUUAGCUAGAAAACAUCAGAUUUUAGUUGCUGACUUAAUAUAAGAGAAUGAGAGUAAAUACACUAAGAUGAUUGUAAAUGAUGUAGGGCUAUUGGAUCUUCCACAGAAAUUUGAAAUAAAAAUCUUGUAAUGAAAGCUU